GCCUUUUACUCCAAAAUGCAAGAGGCGCCGGAGAGCGGCAGCAGCGCCAGCACGAGCAGCUCCUUCUCCAGCCAUGCCGCGGCCAGCAUCAAGGAGGAGGAGGGCAGCCCCGAGAAGGAGCGACCCCCCGAGGCCGAGUACAUCAACUCGCGCUGCGUCCUCUUCACCUACUUCCACGGGGACAUCAGCGCCGUGGUGGACGAGCACUUCAGCCGGGCGCUCAGCCAGCCCAGCAGCUUCUCGCUGGGCAGCGCGAAGGCGGCGCGGAGCGCGGGAUCCUGGCGGGACGGCUCCUUCCCCAUGAGCCAGCGCAGCUUCCCGCCGUCCUUCUGGAACAGCACGUACCAGCCCUCAUCCGUCCCCGCCACGCUGAGCAGCCCCCUGGCAGCAGCCGCCCACGGCGAGCUGCCCUUUGCCACCGCUGACCCCUACGCGCCGGCCUCGCUGCACGGCCACCUGCACCAGGGCGGCCCCGAGCCCUGGCACCAUGCCCACCACCACCACCACCACCACCACCACCCCUACCUGGGCGCGCAGAGCGGCGCCUACCCCCGCCCCGCCACCAUGCACGAGGUCUACGGCCCCCACUUCGACCCGCGCUACGGCUCGCUGCUCGUGCCCGCCGCCUCCGUCCGCCCGCACCGCCUCACGCCGGCCUCCGUGCCCGCGCCCGUCAGCCCGCAGUGCGAGUUGGGCAAGAGCGAGGCGGGCGCCGCCGCCGCCGCCUGGACGACGCCGGCACCCUUCCCCAGCGCCACAGGCGACGUGGCGCAGAGCCUCGGCCUCAACGUGGAUGCAGCUCGACGUUACUCCUUCUGUGGUGGAUCCCUUCUGAGCUGAUCUGCUGCCUCCUGCCCCCCUUGCCC
Molecule: messenger RNA, 866 nt
Organism: Nothoprocta perdicaria
Lineage: Eukaryota; Metazoa; Chordata; Aves; Tinamiformes; Tinamidae
Product: transcription cofactor vestigial-like protein 2
Exons: 3
Coding region: 16-840 (274 amino acids)
Biological process (GO): regulation of transcription by RNA polymerase II
Cellular component (GO): nucleus
Source: RefSeq, a predicted model, not a curated record